CUGGCCUAGAGGCCGUCCGCAACAGUCCAUCGCCGCCCUUUAUAAGUAGUAGCCGGCCGCGCUGCUCCCGUCCCGGUGCGACAUCACUGACAACGACGACGACGACAUGCUGCUGCUGCUGUUCGCCCUGGCCGCGCUGGCCCUCGGGCUGGCGUACGCCGCACUCCGGGCGCGCUACGCCUACUGGAAGCGACGCGGCGUGACCGCGCCCGAGUGCACCGCGCCCUUCGGCAACUACGCCGACGCCAUCCUGGGCCGCGCCGGCAUGGGCGACGUCAUGUUUGACGUAUACCAAAAGUACCGGGACCAGCGCUACGUCGGGACGCACUUCCUGGGCACGCCGCUGCUGCAGCUCCACGACCCGGAGAUCAUCCGACAGGUGUUCGUGAGGGAGUUCCAGGACUUCAACGGCCGCGCCAUGUACUCCGAGCCGGACAAGGACAUGAUCUCGGGCCAGCUCUUCAUGCUCUCCGGCCAGCCCUGGAGGAACCUCCGCGUCAAGCUCAGCCCCACCUUCACCACCGGGAAGCUGAGGCUCAUGUUCUCGACGUUCAAGAAGUGCGGCGACCAGCUGCGCGAGCACAUCGCCUCCCAGGUGCGGGCGGACGGCGGCCGGACCCACAUCGACGUCAAGGAGCUGCUGGCGCGCUUCGGGACCGACAUCAUCACCUCAGUGGCCUUCGGCAUCGACACCAACACCCUCGCCAACCCCAAGUCCGAGUUCCGCCGCAUCAGCGGGCUCAUCCUUGACCCCUCCAUCGGCAUGAGCGUGCGCGCCAUGCUGGCCUUCAUGUGGCCCAACGCGCUGAGGAUGCUGCCGACCACCCUGUUCCCCGCAGAGGCCAACGAAUUCUUCCUCAACACCGUCACCGAGCUGGUUGAGUACCGCGAGAAGCACGGCGUCGACCGCGCCGACAUGCUCCAACUGCUCAUCAAGCUCAAGAACGACGGCUUCGUACCCCCCGACGCGCCGGGCCAGGUCGCCGACGAGAAGGAGGCGGGUGGCGAGGAGUCCAUCGCCGACGCCGACGCCCCCGUCGAGAAGCAGCGGAUCAGCAUCAGGGAGAUCGGCGCGCAGUGCGCCGUCUUCUUCUUGGCCGGCUUCGAGACCACGUCGGCCACCAACACGUUCGCCCUGUACCUGCUGGCCAAGCACCCCGAGGUCCAGGACAAGGUGGUCGCGGAGAUGAGGGAGGCCCUCGACAGGCACGGCGGCGAGAUCAGCUACGACACCCUGGUCAACCUGCCGUACACCGACAUGGUGCUGAACGAGACAAUGCGCCUGUAUCCCGCCGUGCCCUUCCUCAACCGCGAGGCGAUGCGGGAGCGCACGCUGCCGCUCACCGACCUCGUCCUCGACAAGGGCACCCGCCUCAUGAUCCCCGUGCGCGCGCUGCAUAUGGACCCGAAGCACUGGGAGCACCCCGAGGAGUUCAACCCCGAGCGCUUCACGAAGGACAAGGUGGAGGCCAGGCACCCCAUGGUGUACCUGCCGUUCGGCGACGGCCCGCGCAUCUGCAUAGGCAUGCGCAUGGCGCUGAUCCAGAUGAAGAUGGCCCUGAUGACGAUCCUGACCCGGGCGGAGGUGGCGCUGCCCGCCGACGCGCCCAGCACCAUCAAGCUCUCCCCGCACACCAUCACGCCCACGCCCGUCGACACCCUCAAGCUUGUGUUCACCGAGCGGGCCGACUAGUGAGACGGGGAAGAGCACGGAAAAAGGGUGACCCUUGGUUUCCGAAUAAAAGUGCUUGGUUUUGGUUUCGAAAUUGCUUCGAAAUUGCCACAUUUGCUUAGAAACCAAGCAGUCAUUUUUACCGUGGGUAUUGAUUAAAUGUGUGCCACUCGUCUUAAUAAUCUUCCCGUAUCGCCUACAACACUCGUCGUGGGCGGAAAGAUCCGCCAGGACUCAGCCCUCUUUGAUGGGCAUAAGAAGGCGUACACGGCCGUGCAGGUGUUGUGCAACGUGUGCCACCCGCGCGCUUUCACUCAACUGUGUGCAUCGAAACGAACAUUUUUUUGGAGUCUCUGGACUCUUUGCUCACCGCGUGCGCGAGCAGUGACAAAAACGGCAGGAGUGACAAACCUGAGGACGUGUGUCAAACUUGAGGAAGUCGCGCAAACCUGGUGAAAGUGACAGACUGAAAGAAAAUCGCACCCAAAAUGUGAGAAGCAGAUUUAUGUCUCUCUAUCACCACGACUGAUUCCCUACACUGUGAGUUUCUUACAAAGAACUGGUCUUCGUAACGUACAAAGGAUUUUGAAUCUUUGUAAUACAAAUAAAUCCUUUUUAUUACAAAGAGCUCGGCGUUGUAAUACGAAGAGCAGACGUCUGUUCAGAAAGUGGCGCUCUUUGUAGUACGAAGAACAUCAUUUGUUAUAAGGUGGUUCCAGAUCCUUUGUACGUUAAAAACCCAAUUCUUCAUCGCCUUCGUCCCGCGUUUGCUAGUCGAUUCUAUGUGCAAAAAUAAAUGUUUUUGUUUUUUUUGUCA
Messenger RNA from Frankliniella occidentalis (western flower thrips), 2489 nucleotides. Its product is annotated as probable cytochrome P450 6a13. Gene Ontology annotation, molecular function: heme binding; monooxygenase activity; oxidoreductase activity, acting on paired donors, with incorporation or reduction of molecular oxygen. The record is from RefSeq and is a predicted model, not a curated record. The transcript has 8 exons. The coding region runs from base 107 to 1693 and encodes 528 amino acids. NCBI's taxonomy places the organism in Eukaryota, Metazoa, Arthropoda, Insecta, Thysanoptera, Thripidae.